Aphanomyces astaci is the source of this 2970-nucleotide messenger RNA. RefSeq lists its product as hypothetical. The transcript is spliced from 9 exons. The record is from RefSeq and is a predicted model, not a curated record. Gene Ontology annotation, molecular function: protein binding. The coding region runs from base 11 to 2554 and encodes 847 amino acids. NCBI's taxonomy places the organism in Eukaryota, Oomycota, Saprolegniomycetes, Saprolegniales, Verrucalvaceae.
GUUUUUUCCGAUGUCGACGGCAAUUGCCGCCGCGCGCGCCAAGACCAAGGGGAAGACUCUACUGAAGGACAUCCUGAAUGCAUACGGCGAGAUCGAUAGCGUGGAAGCAUCCGCCGAUGCAAUAUCGGACUGGAACCGGCGGAAGAAGGAGGCCGUGGUGAACGGCACGUGGGUGUGGCGAGAAAGUACAAUGACGUACGCCGUACCCAAGUCCAAGGUCGCAGCACACAAGAUCAAAGGCGAAUUUGCAUCCCUCACCAACUUGUCCGCAGAACUCAAUGCGAUCGUCCAUGCAUCACCGCCAACAGCAACGACGACGGCCACGGAGGCCAGUGACGACUCCAAGAAAGGAUGCUCCUGGAGCGCCGUGAUAGCUGGCAAAUUCUACACUUGCACGAACGAACUGCAUUCCGAGCCAGAAAAACUUCUUCGACGAUGCAAUUGGCAUGCAGUCGACUGUCGAUCCCCGACCCAUCCGUCGACGUUACCCGAUAAAUCCAUCGCCAUAUCCAACGACGAAGCGCUCUGUAUGGGAUGUUUUGCAACGUCCCGAUCGAAGCUACCCAAACAUCGGCAAACGCCACCUACUUUUGAUCCGCUCGUGAUGCCAGGUGUACGGCGCGCAGAAGCUCAACAAGUACAGGCCAAACUGGACAUUAUCACCCAAGCCAAAGUGAAGCCCGCAUAUAUAUCCACUGAAAAAACACUCACAAAAUCGUCAAUAUGCGCGUGGAAAGGACACAAACCUGGCCAAAAAGAGUUCCGAGCUUAUGUGUGCCACCACACUGUGCUCCUGCACCCAGUGUAUCAAACGUAUUUGCCCAUGUGUGGGUUCCACCAAUAUCCAUGUGCAAGGAACCUCACCAAAGGCGUCGUGUGUCCACCCAUUGAACUCUACAACGCCCAUGGUCUCUGCCACAACCACUACGAAGCGUACUUGGCCACGUUAACGUACCACGAACGACAAGCAGACAAAGCAUACUCGACUCCAUUUGAUCCCCCCGAAGUGUUCAUGGACGGAGACAGCGACGCAGUAGGAAAACAAAAUGCGGUGGCCCCCCACCCGCUAGCCCCCAAACACCCCCCACCCCCGUCACCGUCACCGUCACCCAAGUCACCUCUGCCCACUUCGCCCAUACGAGGCAUCCUCGCGACAUUCAUCGAUUCCUGGACGUCGCCGAUUCGAACGCUAUGGUGGCAAAUCAACUACCUUCGCCAAGGGCCCCGCAUUGCAACGCGACUCCAAGCCAUCUUUCGAGGGAAACGAGCUCGCAAGCGAGUUCGCCGCCUGCUCUUGGACUCGUAUGGUCGCAAGCGUAUGAACGCUGCCGUGUUGCUGCAAAAACAUUGGCGGGCCAAACAAGCCAAACGCGUCGUUGGGCGGUACCGCGACCUCGUCCUCCGCAUGUCGUGUGUGCUGCAGCGCCUCGCGCGGGGCUUCCUGGAUCGUCAACGGGUCCAUCACUUGCGAUGCUUUCGUCGGUUCUGUCGCGUCGUGGGGGUGUACUUGGCCGUUCGACGUGCGAUCCAUGUCUUACGCUUUCGUAUCGACACUCGACAUGGCCUCUCACGUGGGAGCGACCGCGAUCGCCUCAUCGCGCUGUCACUGCUCCAACGCCGCCAUGCCGCCAAAGUGCUGGCACACGCCAUGCGUUCGUGGAAGAAAACCAAGUUGGAGAAACUCAAGCAAGGCGAAUUGAAGUUCCAAACGUUUUUGAGCGCCGUGGCCAUCCAACGGGCGUGGAAGCGGUACCAAAAGCUCAAGUGGCUACAGCGCCGGUACCAAGCCGCCCAACGCGUGCAAGCGCGAGUCCGAGGCGCCCUCACGCGAUGCUUGUGGGCCAACGACCCUGGGAUUUCGUCCGUCGUGUUCUGGGUCAACCCUCGCAGCGGCUUUGCUUGCGUUCGACAUACGUUGAAUCCCGCGUGGUCCCCUUCGUAUUCAGUGGGUCGUCGAACGAUGCGGCGAGACGCGGCCGCUCGCAUUGUACAGAUGCAUUUCCGCGGAUUUGUCGGACGUGUGGCGGCCAAUACCGCGUGGGCCAACAUGGAAAAGCGAUGGCAAUGGAUCGACCCGACCCAAGACCGGCAAGCACUGCGCAACACACUCUUGCCGCGUUCAUUUUACCACGAAGACAAGAAGCACCACAUGCGAUCAAUCUACAAUUUGGCCGUGCCAUUUCGAGCGUUUGCAUAUGAAUUUCAAGGCGUUGUGGAUUUAUUAGACGAUAAACAAGGCCUACGAUGCGAGAACCUCCCCCCUCGCCCUACUGCAUCCACCCCGUUGACGGUAGAGUGCCCCAUGUCUGCCCUUUCGUCCGACUCGCUGCGGCUUCCCGCGACGCCGUCCGUCGUCGAGUCGAUAGCGCUCGAAGCUGUCGGCAUCACGUCCACCAUGGCGAUAUUCCCGCUUGGAGCGAUGGUGUAUGUUCGCGUCCGCAACAAGAAACUGCAUCCGGCUACGAUUAUUCGAGUCCAUCGCGACGCCGAUUCCUUUGACGUGGCCUUUCUUCCAGUAUGGCCAUUGUACUGUGUUGUUGACUUCUUUAAAUGAUAGACAUCGUAGGGAUUGGUGUCGAUCCGGGGCGUUGCCAUCACAGAAGCAAAACAUGUCCACGCGAGUCGGCUGCAGUACGAUCCCCCCGAGUCGCCCCCCGAGUCGUUAACCAGUCGCAUUCACCACGAGCUGCGGCGAGUGGCAGCUGUAACGACCAAACUGUACACGGCUGCAGAUGAAACCCCCGCCGUGUCGAAUCAAGUGGAGCACCCUGUGAGAUUUAAACGUGCAUCGUUCGCCCGUAGAGAGCGCCAGGUUCAAAGCGACCCCCCUCUAUGACCUCCCACUGGCACAACAAACACUACAUGCCACCUGUGAGCUUGUUCCCCAUUUUGCCAGUGUGCUUGAUAUAAUAUGGAUCGAUAUUCUCAAUAAAGAUCAUGUAAUAUUAAUAUCAGAACGUUAAGGUGGAC